UAAAAAGAGUUACGCCACCUCGACGUUUUAUGUUUUGAUUCUGGAACAACAGUAACUCGCGUGUUUGCUAGUUUACUGGCGUGAUCUUACACUAAUCGCGUGUAACCAACAUGCUUCUUUUUUGUCCCACCUGUGGAAAUGUUUUGAUCGUCGAAGAGGGCCAGAAGUGCCUGAGAUUUGCAUGUAACACUUGUCCCUACAUACACAACGUCACGAGAAAGGUGAACAACAGAAAGUAUCCCAAGUUAAAGGAGGUGGAUGACGUUCUGGGUGGAGCUGCUGCUUGGGAAAACGUGGAUUCCACUGCUGAAACCUGUCCAAAGUGUGGGCAUGCUCGAGCAUAUUUCAUGCAGAUUCAGACCAGAUCCGCAGAUGAACCCAUGACCACUUUCUACAAAUGCUGCAAUAUCCAAUGCGGACAUAGAUGGAGAGAUUAAAAGAAUAUUUCUCACUUAGACAUUUUAUUUAACCCACAUUGCGGAUCAGUAAUCAUAUGUAAAAAAUAAAUAAUUUCUCCAAAUCAC
Molecule: messenger RNA, 524 nt
Organism: Syngnathus acus (greater pipefish)
Lineage: Eukaryota; Metazoa; Chordata; Actinopteri; Syngnathiformes; Syngnathidae
Gene: polr3k
Product: polymerase (RNA) III (DNA directed) polypeptide K
Exons: 3
Coding region: 111-437 (108 amino acids)
Biological process (GO): DNA-templated transcription; termination of RNA polymerase III transcription
Cellular component (GO): RNA polymerase III complex
Molecular function (GO): zinc ion binding; nucleic acid binding; DNA-directed RNA polymerase activity
Source: RefSeq, a predicted model, not a curated record